CCCUAUAGCGCUCAACUUGUACUGGUAGUGGUAUCUACCAACGCGUCAGCUGAAAGGAUGAAAUGAGCAUUUGUGCAAGUGUCACAGGAUGGCCGGACCGCUGCCAAAUGUCGACUAUAUGCUUACACUGGGGCCAAGCAUUGCGCCUGAGCCUGGCGAUGCUCCUGUAGAGACUGUCUUCGCUGGAUUGCGCUACGAUUUUCGGCCAGCAAGUGCGGACACCGAGCAACCUGGAGUGCUUUUGCUUGGCAAAGACAAUAGGGUGUCACUCUAUCUAGCCAACUCAGCCACGUGUGAAUGGGAUGUGCUCCUGUCCGGCAAAUACGAAGCGUAUACUGGCAGUGGAGGCGCUCACGGCAGCGCCAGUGCAGCCCGGGAUAGCCUGGACUGCGUGGCGCUGUUCGAUCCCACCACAGGCACCUUCCGGUUGGAGACGCUGCUUGGCCAGUACAACACCAAGCACGCUCGUGACGCGGCGCCCUACCGAGCGCCAGCGGAGGACAAUCUUGACAACUCGCCACCCGGCACGACCUCCGGCUCGGGCGGCGGCGGCGGCCCCUCCACCUCACCCACCAGCGGGCACCUGUACCACGCGUACCAGCAGGGGCAGCCCCCGCUGCGGAGAAGCGACAGCCCGAAGGCCGCCUCGCCGAUAGGCAGCGGCGCCGGGGGCUCGCCGGAAGACGCCGGCGCAGGCAAUGUGCACGUGGCGGGCGGGGCUGGCAGCGGCCGACAUGACCGGUACGGCAGCAGUGGCAGCGCAGGAGCUGGAGGGUCGGGUGCCAGCCGGCCUCCGCGGCCGCCCGCAAGCGGCUCGGGGGUUAGCAGAGAGGGCAGCGCCGGAGGAAAGAAGCGGCAGCGGGAGGCAGGCGGGGGGGCAGGGCCCGUGCCAGGUUCGGGCGGCGGUGGCAGUGGACACUCGCCGACAGGGGGUCCCGCGCGAAAAGCCAGCCGACUGUCAAAGUCGUCAGGGCCGGAGGCAGGGAAAGGCGGCAAAGCGGGGCGCCAGGCAGCAGGUACAACGCCCAAGGGCACACCACCGCCGGCGGCUGCCAAGGCGGCGCAUGCAGCAGGCGGCGCGCAGGGAUCAGGCAGCGGUUACGCUCGCGGCGCGGCGAAGGCGGCCAGUGUCAAGCAGGCAGAGCCGCCUGCGCCGGCCCCUGCCGCCCCGCCGCCUGCUGCGACUCCGGCCGAGGAGGACGUGGACGCGGAGCUGCUUGAUGCCUUUGACAUGUUCGAUGAAGACCUGGGUGGAGCGGGUGGAGAUGCAGGCGACGAGGCAGAAGCCAACGGCGGCGAGCCCGCUGCAGCAGUGCAUGUGCCUGCGGCUGUUGAACUGGCAGCCGCGGCGCCGCCAGCGGAAAUGGCGGUGACGCCGACGCUGGAGGAGGAGAUGGAUGAGGAGCCGGCGCCAGCCAGCCCGCCGCGGGCUAGGCUCGUGGUGGAGGCAAUGGACGAUGACGACGGGUAUGGGUACGGCGCGGAGGAGGAGGACGGCCUGGGUAUAGAGUACUUUUAGGGCAGGCACGCAUUCCUUCGUUGUGUUGAAUGCCGGCCGCAUUCCUUUGUUGUCCACUCAAGUGGCUGAAACAAUGCAGUGAUAGUGCAGUAGUUAUGGCUUACAGUACAAUGAUCUAUGUGUGAUUUUGCUUGAUCGAGUCGACAUACGCGGACUUGACCCUCUGAAGGGAGUACGGUCACGGAGGCGACCCAACCGUGGUGUUUUGAUGCUUGGCACGGGCUGGGGUUGAUCAGUGUGGGUUUGCGGUGCGUUGUGGAUGCAUGCGGCCCCAAUCUUCAGGGCUGAAGCCGCGACGCAAGGCACAGGUGGCUGCUAGUUGACAACAGCAAUAGCUUUGAAGAUGGGCCGGGUCAGGUUGGAGGAACGUGUGGUGGAUAUGGCUACAACCGGUUGGGGGAAGGGUCUCAGCCGGCGUGCCUUGCUCUCCGAUGAGCGUACAUUCUGCACGAAUGGAUUCGACGAGGUCACCGAGACACGCUCGUCAUUAUCAACUAUACUAUGUGAAGACCCGAUAAGACUGGAAAUUGUUGAUCGCUAGUAUUUUU
This is a messenger RNA of Chlamydomonas reinhardtii, 2067 nucleotides long. RefSeq lists its product as uncharacterized. Gene Ontology annotation, biological process: regulation of transcription elongation by RNA polymerase II; positive regulation of DNA-templated transcription. The transcript is spliced from 4 exons. The record is from RefSeq and is a predicted model, not a curated record. Gene Ontology annotation, cellular component: super elongation complex. Gene Ontology annotation, molecular function: transcription elongation factor activity. The coding region runs from base 89 to 1519 and encodes 476 amino acids. NCBI's taxonomy places the organism in Eukaryota, Viridiplantae, Chlorophyta, Chlorophyceae, Chlamydomonadales, Chlamydomonadaceae.